Paramecium pentaurelia is the source of this 445-nucleotide messenger RNA. Lineage: Eukaryota; Ciliophora; Oligohymenophorea; Peniculida; Parameciidae. The record is from the annotation of a GenBank genome assembly.
AUGAAUGUCUAUCAUCCUUAUUUUUAAUUUCUAAGACUUUAACAAUGGCAACAAUAAUAGUCAAUAAAUAAUGUUAAAACAACAAUAAAAGUGGAGGAGGGCUUAGAGUAUUAGAAUACAUAAUUUCUAGCGAAUAACGAAUUGAAUCAAAAUCAACCAUAUAGUCUGUUGAAUAGAACCAGAACUAGAAAACUCAAAUAAAAAAAACAAGAAAGAAGAAUUCAAAGAAAAUAUAUAAUAAAGGUAUAAUAGGAACUAAAUGUUAGGUCACUGGACUCAAAAGGAACAUCGUUUAUAUUUGUAAUUUAUAGAAACAAAUAAAGAGAUUAUGAUGAAAUCAGACAUGAAAAAGCAAGAGAAAAUCUUUAAAUAAAUGUCUAUUGUCAUAAAAUCCCGAUCUCCUUCACAAUGUAGAUCACAUCAUUAAAAAUUCAAUCCUUUUUGA